This is a messenger RNA of Canariomyces notabilis, 2380 nucleotides long. RefSeq lists its product as uncharacterized. The coding region runs from base 274 to 2283 and encodes 669 amino acids. The record is from RefSeq and is a predicted model, not a curated record. The transcript has a single exon. Lineage: Eukaryota; Fungi; Ascomycota; Sordariomycetes; Sordariales; Chaetomiaceae. Gene Ontology annotation, cellular component: cytoplasm.
CCAACACAAUGGACAACAAAGCGAUACGACUUCUUUAAACUAUCUCUAGCACUGGGGUUGCACAUGUUACAUCGUCUGCUACGAAGUCCACUAACAACUGCCCGUGCCUAGGCCUGCCGCUCGGGCCCUCACGUCGAUCCAUCCUUCUGGACCCAUCUCACGCCGCCUUGGCAGGAAUGUGGAGGCAAUCCACCAGGCUGUUGUUGGUUGGGACAACCCAGAGGCUACAACUCCUGAGUCCUGACAGCAACACUUCAGGGCAACCCCAUCGCAAUGGCUGAAAUAGAGGAGCCCCGGUUCACCACGCUGGCCGAGCGCAUUGCGGCUCUCAAUCAGCAAAAGAACUUCGAAGCCCCGCCGCCAAGUGCUGGCAAACGGGCUCCCCCGCCGCCGCCUCCCUUGCGCGCUGCUAGCACUGAGGUCUCGAACAAGACGACAUCUGCCAGCAGCGCUGUCGAAACGAGGCCUGCUAUCCCCCCACGGCCGACAGGGAGUAGUACAACAGGAAGAGCUCCACCCCCGCUUCCGCGUCGCACUCCUACAGAUCCUGGGAAUGGGGAGCAACCUUCGGCUCCCUUACCGGGCCGGCCCGUGCCUCCUCCGCUGCCGUCCCGGACCUCUCAACAGUCAACUCCGCCCCAGUUGCCCUCCCGCCGUCCUUCCGCCCAGACCCUUCCCGUCCGGAGAAAUUCAAACUCAUCAGACAUUUCCUCUAUAUCAACCGUGUCCGCCCCGCCACUGAACCUCAAAUCCUCUGCCUCCGGUGCUCCUUCAGAGACGCAAACGCUAAGGAGAUUACCGCCGCCGCUCGAACAGGCCAAGCUCCCGCCACUGCCGCCCACCCGGCGUGAGCUCGACGCAAAGGCGAAAGAGACCGCCGAAACCGCUCCCUCAAUUCCUCCGCGGCGCAUAGCCGAUCCUCCAAGGCCUUCUGUGCUCCCUCGACUCCCAUCCAGGCCACCUAAUGCACCCGAGCCUGUCCAGCCCCAAGAGUCAUCCCCAGCUAUCCCACCACGGAGGCUACCGCCUCCACCGUCGAGCUUCCGUACCAAGUCUACUUUGGAAAACGGCUUCGGCUUUGAUGCUCCCCCCCCCGUCCCCUUGAACUCACGUCCCACCCUGGCCCAGAUCGACGCGGUAGCAUCCCGCGUCGUCUCGACUCCACCUCCUCCCCCUCUCCCACCCAAACCAUCCAGCGACAUAAGCGUCGGCGGCGGCUCCUGCCUCACCUGCCGCGAUUUCUCCGCCCCCGACAGGGUCGCCGCGCAGCACCCCAUCUCGUCCCUCCCGCGCAGCGACCCGAUCGGCCACCUCGCGCGGGUGCUGUGCGGGCCGUUCGCCUCGGCCACAGACAAGGCGCGCGCCAUCUUCACGUGGUGCCACCACAACAUCCUGUACGACGUGGACGGCUUCUUCAACAACUGCAUCCCGCGGGGCCAGACGCCCGCCGACACCAUCUUCAGCGGCAAGGCCGUGUGCGAGGGGUACGCGCGCGUGUACGAGGCCGUGGCGUCGCGGGCCGGGCUGGCGUGCGCCGUGGUGACGGGCCACGGGAAAGGGUUCGGCUUCUCGCCGCUGCGCAAGGGCCAGCUUUGCCCACCGCGCAACGCGACGGGCCACGCGUGGAACGCGGUGCGCAUCGACGGCGGCGAGUGGAAGCUCAUCGACGCCUGCUGGGGCGCGGGGUCCAUCGCCCAGGACCAGCGCAGCUACGACCAGCACUUCUCCCCGGAGUUCUUUACCAUGUCCAACGAGCACUUUGGCAGCCGCCACUACCCGGCCGACGACCGCCACUGGUACCGCGCCGACGGCCGCUGCCCCUCGUGGGAGGAGUACAUGGUCGGUCCCCUUGGCGGCGACGAGCCGGCGAUGUGGCUGGGCGACGCGACGAAUGAGGGGCUGGAUCAGUUCAAUUUUGCGCCGGCGCAAAAGAGCAUCGCCGUGUACGGCGGCCAGAAGGUGGUUGGGUUCAGGUUUGCAAAGAUUUGUCCGCAUUGGGAUCCUGAACGGAACGGGAGGGGGAAGCAGAUGUUGUUCGUGCUCAAGAUUGGGGGCGUGGAUGGAAGGAAGGAUGAUCUGCUCCCUCUGGAGUACGACGGGUUCUGGUAUUACAUCGAUGUCAACGCGCGGGAGCUGGGUGCGCCGGGCCAGACGGUGUCGUUGGUUGGCUUCACCGAGAUGGAUGGGCGGAGUGCAAGGGGCUUGACCAAGGACGAGUGGUUCAGGAAGAAGGGGCGUGUCGGGUUUAGCUAUGCGAUUCUGGUUAGGUGGGAUUUGGUAUGAGGAGCGAGGAGUGCAGCGGGUUCUAUACCCCAGGCUCCCUACAUUGAAUGAUUAGAUAUAUACCUUUAUAGAAUAUGUUCGAGAAGCAAGGCCUCAG